Aricia agestis (brown argus) is the source of this 1814-nucleotide messenger RNA. Its product is annotated as protein gooseberry-neuro-like. Bases 158 to 1540 code for a protein of 460 amino acids. The record is from RefSeq and is a predicted model, not a curated record. The transcript is spliced from 6 exons. Gene Ontology annotation, molecular function: DNA-binding transcription factor activity, RNA polymerase II-specific; RNA polymerase II cis-regulatory region sequence-specific DNA binding. Lineage: Eukaryota; Metazoa; Arthropoda; Insecta; Lepidoptera; Lycaenidae. Gene Ontology annotation, biological process: regulation of transcription by RNA polymerase II; anatomical structure development.
UCCUCGGCCACACUCACGCGCAGAAAAAAGAUACCUCUAUCUUUUUUUUUUAGUCGCCGCCUAGACUAGGUACAGUCGGGUUGAGCCCACACUAUAGACCGCUUGAAUAUGUGACUGUGGUAAUGAUUAUUGUGACAAGUGUUGUGCAUAACAUAUCAUGAUGGAACGACACCAGAAUGGUAUGGAUGUGUGGGUAGGACAGGGACGCGUAAACCAGCUAGGAGGACUGUUCAUCAACGGCCGACCGCUGCCGAACCACAUCAGGCUGAAGAUAGUGGAGAUGGCGGCGGCGGGAGUGCGGCCCUGCGUCAUCUCGCGCCAGCUCAGAGUCUCGCACGGCUGCGUCUCUAAGAUACUCAACCGAUACCAGGAGACAGGGUCCAUCAGGCCGGGCGUGAUCGGCGGGUCCAAGCCCAGGGUCGCCACUCCGGAGGUGGAAGCCAGAAUAGAGGAGCUGAAGAGACAAAACCCGGGGAUCUUCUCCUGGGAGAUACGGGAGAAACUGAUCAAGGAAGGUGUGUCAGAUCCUCCGAGUAUAUCAUCUAUUUCUCGCCUACUUCGAGGAGGUGCGAGAGACCCUGAUGGGAAGAAGGACUAUAGCAUCGAUGGAAUAUUAGGAGGUCGGGGAUCAGACUCAUCCGACAUAGAGUCGGAGCCAGGGUUGACGCUGAAGAGGAAGCAGCGAAGGUCCCGUACUACCUUCACGGGGGAACAGCUGGAUGCCCUGGAGAGAGCCUUCCACAGGACCCAGUACCCAGACGUGUAUACCAGGGAGGAGCUUGCGCUACAAACUGGACUUACAGAGGCGAGAAUACAGGUUUGGUUCUCAAAUCGUAGAGCAAGACUCAGGAAGCAUACAGGAUCGAGUACAACACCGACGCUCUCAAGCUACUCAUCGCUGCCGAUGCCGCAAAUACCGUGCCCGUACCCCCCGAGUGACAUACCAUCACUCUCACAGCACCACCCUCAACACCCUGAUGCUUGGCAUCACCAGAAGUACGCCAAUUACAACCAACUAAUGGCCCAAUCUCAGCACUUAAAUCAAGCCUUCCAAAGCGCCGCUUUUCCGAGUACCUCAGGCUCAUCCUUCAGUCAAUUAGUAUCUUCGGCUGCCGCGUCAACCCAUAGCCAAUUAUUGGAGAGUGCACCAAGAAAUGAUUAUAGAUACCCCAGCAAUGACAUUUACAACAAAGCACUCGGAUACAUGCCCAAAGAACCUGAGACUGACGAUAAAGUUGUAGGUGAAGACGUCUUAGAGCCGAGAGACGACGCGUUUGUAAAAACGAGUACUGACUACAAAGAGUUACCAAAUACCGAAUAUCCCAAAGUUCCUCCAGAUUAUACUAAGCUGCCUGUAGCCGAACCGUCAUCUUCCAAUUGGAGUCCCUCUCAAAGUUCUUUAAACAUGGGUCUAACUAGCUUGCCAAAUGAUUAUAAAUAUAUGAACGACCCAUAUACGUUUCCAAAUAUAGUUGCCGAUCCUUUGAACCAGCACAGUUACAACAAUGCAGCAAAUCCUGCUAAUAAAUACUGGAUUUGACCGUAUGACAUAGUGAUGUUUCUUAUUAGAAAAAGCGAUUUUGUAUCAUGUAAAAGAAAUUAUCGAAAUUGUGUAAAAUAUUACAAUACGGUUAAACUAUCAUGGCUUCUACUAAGAGGCACUCAAGGUACAAUAACAUGUUAUUUGAUUUUAAAUGUGUCUUAUUAUCUAGUAAAUAAUAAUUAUAGUUUUAAAAUGCACAAUGAUACUGCCAAUCAUUUUGGGAAUUCACUAAAGACUUUAAGCAAGGAUAUAGUAUUGGAUCCGACCGUAA